Messenger RNA from Danaus plexippus (monarch butterfly), 1035 nucleotides. It is a transcript of the gene Unc50, whose product is annotated as protein unc-50 homolog. The record is from RefSeq and is a predicted model, not a curated record. Gene Ontology annotation, cellular component: Golgi membrane. The coding region runs from base 158 to 943 and encodes 261 amino acids. Lineage: Eukaryota; Metazoa; Arthropoda; Insecta; Lepidoptera; Nymphalidae. The transcript is spliced from 6 exons.
AAUUGAAAGUAGAGUUGUCUGAUUCAGUGACUUAUGCCUUAUACUGUGACAUGAUAUGCAAUGAAAAUGAUAAAUAAUACUAAAUAAAUUUCAUCGGUGAUGUAAAAACAUUACCUGUCGAUCAAUAAAAAAUAAGUGUUCUGCGUUUGAUUGCAACAUGAAGCACUCAACAUCACCGACGCCCCUGUAUCCGCGGAGCACCUCUCCUUUGCCAGCUCCAGCCAACUAUCAGCCCACUACAGCCAGUGCUGCAGUCAAAAGAUACAAAUAUCUGAGGAGAUUAUUUAAAUUCAAUCAAAUGGACUUUGAAUUCGCCGCCUGGCAAAUGGUAUACCUUUUUAUCGCCCCACAGAAGGUGUUCAGAAAUUUUAACUAUAGAAAACAUACAAAAUCACAAUAUGCUCGUGACGACCCUGCGUUUCUAGUGCUCCUGAGCCUCUGGCUUGUUUUAUCAUCAAUAUGUUUCUCGGUGGCGAUAGGACUGAGUGUGAAGAGGAUCGCUGGCUUUGUAUUCUUCGUUGUGUUCAUAGACUUCAUCGGGCUUGGUAUAUUAGUGUCAACAUUUUUCUGGUAUGUCAGCAACAAGUACCUCUGUCUCCCGGGUGGCGGGGACGUGGAGUGGGGCUACGCCUUCGACGUCCACAUCAACGCCUUCUUCCCUCCUCUAUCGCUGUUGCAUUGCUUCCAGAUACUAUUAUUUAAUCAAAUAUUAAAACAUGACGGCUUCGUAUCCUGUUUCCUGUCCAACACCUUCUGGCUGGUGUCUGUCUUCUACUACCUGUACAUCACCUUCCUCGGCUACAGCAAUGUACCGAUGCUGAAGAACGCCAGGGCAUUCCUGUUCCCUCUGCCGAUACUGUUCCUCAUGUACGUGUGCACCUUGUUCGCCGACUACAACCUCAGCGUGCAACUCAUCCAUUUCUAUGAAGCGAGACACUCUUAGUCAUGUGACGAUCAUCAUUAUCGUGUAUGAACGUUGUUUGUAACUGUUCCAAUGUAAAUAAUCUGUAUUUAUAAUAAAAUCAUUAUGCUAAA